AUGCUGCGUGAGGGUGGUCCUCCUGACCGCAGCGAGGAUUUAUCAUUCCUUUUUUUUUUUCUUUCAUGGGAAGGAUUAUCAUUUACUCAUCACCUAUUUCCUGGUUUAAUUAAUGAGAUUUCAUAUACAAAGAGAAUAUAUUCUCUAAACUGAAUUCAUCGCUGGAGACAGAUGGAAUCCUUUGUAUGCAGAACAUAUUCAACGCUCAUGGCCACUCACUCGUUCAUUUCUCCAAUCCAUACAAAAAUUCCUCUUUCCAAAUUCACAAACAAACCAGUUUGUUUGCCUCUCAUAAAUUCUCCUGCUUCAAUUGUCAUACAUAAACCCUCAUCGUUUUCCAUCCGAGCCACCCUCUCUCCUGGCUCUGCUACUUCAAUCCAAGUAGAUGAACCCACAAUCUCCAGCAAAACGUCCAAAGCUCUGCCCUUUCGUGUGGGACAUGGUUUCGACCUUCAUCGGUUGGAGCCUGGUUACCCUUUGAUCAUUGGUGGGAUUGAUAUUCCUCAUGACAGAGGCUGUGAGGCUCACUCUGAUGGGGAUGUAUUGCUUCAUUGUGUAGUUGAUGCAAUAUUGGGUGCUUUGGGGCUUCCUGAUAUUGGACAGAUAUUCCCUGAUUCUGACCCCAAGUGGAAAGGGGCUCCGUCUUCAGUUUUCAUCAAAGAAGCUGUAAGACUAAUGCAUGAGGCAGGUUAUGAGAUUGGAAACUUGGAUGCCACCUUAAUUCUUCAAAGACCAAAACUCAGCCCUCACAAAGAAGCUAUCAGGGCCAACUUGUCUGUGCUGCUGGGAGCUGACCCCUCCAUUGUAAAUCUCAAGGCAAAGACUCACGAGAAGGUCGACAGCCUCGGAGAAAAUCGAAGCAUUGCAGCUCACACAGUAAUCCUCUUGAUGAGAAAGUAAUAACUUCACCUUGGAUGAGAUGAUUCUCUUGGCAUGUUCCACAUUUUAAGCAAUUGUUUAGAUUGGAAUAUCAAAAUUGAAAUUGAGUUCCGGCUGCCAAUUGCUUCCAAAUUGAUCUCCGAGUGUCAAGGAGUUGAAUCAAGAUUAAAAAUAUAUAUGUUCUACCAAUAUUCAAAUAAAGUGCAAAGUGCAAACCAGAUUUCUUACUUUCCUGUUAAUUUCCUUCUGCAACAUUGGACUGGGACUGGUCUGCCUUCACGUUUUUAAAUGUAUGCAAUUCGUCCUUUGUUCUUUGAACCUGAACCAUUCCGAGCUUCCCAUAUAAUAUAACCAUGAGGUAAAU
Molecule: messenger RNA, 1243 nt
Organism: Rubroshorea leprosula
Lineage: Eukaryota; Viridiplantae; Streptophyta; Magnoliopsida; Malvales; Dipterocarpaceae
Source: the annotation of a GenBank genome assembly